AUGACCUCUCCUUCUGAUGAUUCCAGCGAUAUAUCUAGCUCCAGUUCUUCAGCCAGUACAGAUGAAACAGUAUACCGACCAUUAAAGCACUAUAAAAUCAAUGGGACGCAACAUCCAUAUACAAUUACGGAAGAUGGUUUGGUUUUUGGCGACAACAAGAAACAUCCUUUGAAACGCGAUGCAAAAUAUUUACGACACUUGGUCCAGCUAUGGUUUAGAGUGAACGGAAAGAAGCAAACGAAGACCGUCUGUAUUGAUGAAUGCAUGCUAUCCACUUUUGGCGAUAUGGACGAACCAGACCCUGAAAUGGUGAUCGUACAUCUGAACGGAGAUCACAAGGAUGACAGGUUGAUCAAUCUCAGAUAUAUGAACAAGGUCGACCAUGUUCAACAUCUCAUGGAAGAGGAACACGACUCCGAUGCUUUUCAAGUUGCAUAUAUAAAAAGUCGUCGUCUUGGUAUAGGAUCAGAACCACAUACUUCAUAUGUUGCUACUACUUUUGGUGAUAUUUAUGGAUGGCCUAGUAUUGGAAAAUGUGUGAAAUUGAAACCCACCAAGAUGAAUGGACUGUUGUACAAGGUGAACAUCACAAUUGGCUCUUCAAGGAUCUGGGUGCCUGUGUCAGAAAUCAUGGUGGACACCUUUCGUGAGUUUGAUCAAGAUGGUAGUUUGAAGAUUUUUUUCAAAGACAAGAACCCUACGAAUUUAUCGUUGGAAAAUGUCAUCCAAGCAACAUUCUUAGAAUAUCAACAGACACGCAUCGCUCAGCUUGAAGAAAUUCAUCAUCCGGUAAAAUUCAAGGUCGCUUUAUAUCCAAAGGUCUCAGCGGAUUACUUGACAAACUACUUGGUUUCUUCUGUUGGAACGAUCUAUUCUUUGACUUCUGAACGAUUCCUCACCGACUAUGAACCGUAUGGCACUACAUACGAUGGGAUAAAAUACAAGAAGCCCAAAAAGGUAUCCUUAAGCAAUGGUUCUGACAAAUAUAAAACAAUGCGGGUGCAUAUCUUGGUGAAAUCAUCACAUCACGGUAUUGAAGAAGGAAAGGUAGUUCAUCACAUUGAUCACAACACGCACAACAAUCGAUUGGAAAAUUUGAAAUGGGCGACUAUCUCUGAAAAUGCCAUUGAAGCCAUCAAGUUUUAUCGUGCGCACCCUGAUCAACGACCGCGUAUCUUCAAGACCAUCGGUCAACCUCAGUUACGACAUGACGAAAGCUUUAGACAUAUCGGCGGAAGCGUGCCUGGAAGGAACUACAAGGAUUACUAUGUCAGUCAGUAUGGAACAUUGAAACGGAAGACCAGCAACAGAUCGACUAUCUUCGCCAUAUCGAAAUCACCUGAUGGAUACGUGGUUUACUACUUGUACGAUGAUAAUACUGGAAAACUCACCAGACAAUCUGCACAUCGCCUGGUUUGCUUUGUUUUCAACGGAUCAUCAUACUCUCCUGAAAAGACGCAAGUGGAUCACAUCGACGGUAUUAGGGAUAACAACUAUUACCUCAACCUUCGUUUUGUCUCUCCAAGAGAAAAUGUACAAGGUUCAUCCAAGGUUGGAUGUAUCGUGUACCUGAAAAAUGAUCCAAAAGUGGUAGAACAAUUUGAAUCGAUCUCAGCAGCAUAUGAAUUCUUUGGGGUCAAGAAAAGCCAUACUGUGUCACCUUCAUGCCCUAUCAAGGAAUACGAUAUUGACAUUGAUGGAAACGGAAUGCAAACAUAUAUCUUUCACCGUAUGGAAAAUGAUGACUUGUCAAAUCCUUCCUUUUAUUUUAUGGGGGUUAAUACGGUAUCACUGCCAGAUGAUAUAAGCAAGUCAAACAAAGCGGUCAAUGCUUUAGCUGGUUAUGGCUCUUCUAGUGGUUUUGAACUGGAUGGAAUAACAAGUAUGGAGAUUCUGGAUUGCACACCAAAUGCAAGUCAACCUAUUCUUUUCCAUACUUGA
Molecule: messenger RNA, 1941 nt
Organism: Halteromyces radiatus
Lineage: Eukaryota; Fungi; Mucoromycota; Mucoromycetes; Mucorales; Cunninghamellaceae
Exons: 8
Coding region: 1-1941 (646 amino acids)
Source: RefSeq, a predicted model, not a curated record